Messenger RNA from Megalops cyprinoides (Indo-Pacific tarpon), 1020 nucleotides. Its product is annotated as G-protein coupled receptor 4-like. The coding region runs from base 1 to 1020 and encodes 339 amino acids. The transcript has a single exon. Lineage: Eukaryota; Metazoa; Chordata; Actinopteri; Elopiformes; Megalopidae. Gene Ontology annotation, molecular function: G protein-coupled receptor activity. Gene Ontology annotation, biological process: G protein-coupled receptor signaling pathway. The record is from RefSeq and is a predicted model, not a curated record. Gene Ontology annotation, cellular component: membrane.
AUGGAUCUUCAAAAUCGAACAAAUUGCUGCAACUCCGAUUGUUGCGAAGAAGAGGAUACGGUGGGCUAUUACCUUCUUCCGACGCUCUACUCUGUAUUCUUUGUCGUUGGUCUCCCUGCCAACUGCAUGUCUUUGUAUGUGGCCUCGCUGCAGGCAAAGAGAGGCAACAACAUGGCAGUGUACCUGGUGAACCUGUCCGUGUCAGACCUCCUGUACAUCGUCUCUCUGCCUGUGUGGAUUCAGCUGGCGCUCCAGUGCCGCUCCGUCGGCGAUACCCUCUGCAGCAUUGUCGCGUUUGUCAUGAACAACAGCUUCUACGUCGGCACCGGCUUCCUUUGCUGCAUCUCCGUGGACCGCUACCUGGCCGUGGUCUUCCCGCUCUACUUCCCCCGGGCUCGCACCAUGCGGACGGCGAUCGUGGUGAGCGCGGUGGUGUGGUGCACGGAGCUCCCCCUGCACGUGCUCCUCCUGUCCCACACGGGGGCUCUCGGCGCCUUCUCCUCUUCCCGAACUUGUGUGGAGAAGACACCGAUGCGGCUGGAAGACUCGCACAUGGCCCUGGUACGGGUCGCCCUGGGCUACCUCUUUCCCCUGCUCCUCAUGACCUUCUGCUUCUUGCAGAUCUUCCGGGCGGUCCAGGUCAGCGUGUUCACGGUGGAGACCGAUCGGAGGAAGAUCCAAAGCCUCUUGCUCCUCCUUCUGCUCACAUACGUGGUGGCCUUCACUCCCUAUCAAACUGUCAUGUUCCUUCGGGGCCUCUGGGAACCCGGCGAGUGCAGCUUCGCCCUACGCAUGAAGGACGCCUACAUGGUCUGCGUUGCCGUGACAACCCUCAACAGCGUGGUGGACCCCAUCAUCUACUGUCUCCUGAGCGAGAGUGCCAGGAUAGAGAUGAACUUGCUGCUGCAGCAGUGCCGUAGGAGGUUUGAGACAAUCCUGUCUUUGAGGAAAAACUGGAAAGACUGUUUCCUCUGUCACAUAGGAGAAGGACUUCCCAAAUUAACAAAAGCCUCAAGGUGA